Balaenoptera musculus (blue whale) is the source of this 763-nucleotide messenger RNA. RefSeq names its product nudix hydrolase 16 (gene NUDT16). Gene Ontology annotation, cellular component: nucleus. Bases 23 to 610 code for a protein of 195 amino acids. The record is from RefSeq and is a predicted model, not a curated record. Gene Ontology annotation, biological process: mRNA catabolic process; sno(s)RNA catabolic process. Gene Ontology annotation, molecular function: phosphodiesterase decapping endonuclease activity; snoRNA binding. NCBI's taxonomy places the organism in Eukaryota, Metazoa, Chordata, Mammalia, Artiodactyla, Balaenopteridae. The transcript has 3 exons.
AGCCGAGCGGGGAGGUCCGGUCAUGGCCGGGAUGCGCAGGCUGGAGUUGGCGGAGGCCUUGCAGCUGGGGCCGGGCUGGCGGCACGCGUGCCACGCGCUGCUCUACGCGCCGGACCCGGGGCUGCUCUUCGGCCGCAUCCCGCUGCGCUACGCCGUGCUGAUGCAGAUGCGCUUUGACGGGCGCCUGGGCUUCCCCGGCGGCUUCGUGGACUUGCGGGACGGCAGCCUGGAGGCCGGGCUGAACCGCGAGCUGGGCGAGGAACUGGGCGAGGCCACGGCCUCUUUCCGCGUGGAGCGUGCCGAUUACCGCAGCUCGCACGCCGGGUCCCGACCGCGCGUCGUGGCGCACUUCUACGCAAAGUGCCUGACCCUGGAGCAGCUGACUGCGGUGGAGAUGGGCGCGCCGCGCGCCCGGGACCACGGGCUGGAGGUGCUGGGCCUGGUACGGGUGCCGCUGUACACCCUGCGGGAUGGUGUGGGAGGCCUGCCUGCCUUCCUGGAGAAUACCUUUAUUGGAAAUGCACGGGAACAGCUGCUGGAAGCCCUCCAGAACCUCGGACUGCUGGAACCUGGCUCUUUCGCACGCCUUAAGUUCUCAGCUCGUCCCUAGAGGCUGCCCUCCACGAACCCAUGGAACCUGCCUGAGAUCAGGGCCUUUGUACUGGGGAGGGAGGGAGGAAAAAGGGAAUGUUUUCUCCUCUGGGCCUGGGCCUGAUAGAUGAUAACAGAUUAAAAGGGAAAGGUAUGUAGUGUGUUCUGAGCA